Molecule: messenger RNA, 6094 nt
Organism: Heterotrigona itama
Lineage: Eukaryota; Metazoa; Arthropoda; Insecta; Hymenoptera; Apidae
Source: the annotation of a GenBank genome assembly
AUUUGUUCGAGUUGAGUUUAUUAAUGAAAUGAUAGAUAUUAUGGAUGAAUUUUUAAAUAGAAGCGCUUUCGCGCGGUUACAAGAGAAUGUCGAAGACGAUUGGUGGACUAAAACUGAAUGAGUAAACGUAAUGGCACGUGAGGAUAGUAGCAAUCCAAUAGCUGGCUUGUACUUGCACGCUAUAUCCAAUGAUAUGAACCAAUCAAUAAAUUGCACUAACAGAAUUGACGUUGACACAACCCACUGGCAGAAGUGUUUUGUUCAUCACUUGUGGCUUAUCAAUGAUACUUCAAGAUACUAUCUUUCUAAUACAUAUAUAUAACUUUGUUCUUUUCGCUUGAACUACAGUAAAACAUUGGAUAGGGGUUUUGUACAUUGCAGUAGGAGCGUCUUCAUAUCAUACUAAAGUUUCCAAUCAACAAAUCAUUCUCCAAAAACAUAUCUUACUUAGGUUCCAGAAGAGUCUGUACAAAAUGUCUCUAUAUCCAACUCUCGAAGAUUUAAAAGUAGAUCAUAUGAUAAAGGCUCAAAUACAAACGGAGUCACAAUAUAAUGUUCCACCUAUAGCACAAGAACAAACCAAUCCAUCUGCACCUGUUUAUAAUGCCUUUUCUAAAGCAUUAUAUCCUUCAUUAGGAGACUAUAUGGGUUUAGAACUUACUGAAGAAGUGAUAGCACAAAAUAUGCCUGAAUAUUCCCUUGUGAACCAUAAUAUGACAGUAAGUGUGCCUGCAACCUCAGGUCCUUUAGCAGGUAUGGUUGCACCUUUGUCUGGCCAAUCUUUAGGAUUACAGAGAGCACAAGUUACAAACGGUAUAAGAGAAUUAAUACUUUGCAAAGAUAAAGAUGGUAAAAUAGGAUUGAGAGUACAUGCUGUAAAUAAUGGCAUUUUUGUAUGCUUGGUAAACCAAAAUUCACCUGCUGCACUUGCCGGAUUAAGAUUUGGAGAUCAAAUUUUGAGUAUCAAUGAUGUUUCUGUUGCUGGAUAUACAAUGGAUCAAGUUCACAAAAUAUUCAGAAAUGCUGAUAUUAAUGGCAUUAGAGUAAUAGUAAGAGACAGACCAUUCGAACGCACAAUAACAAUGCAUAAAGAUAGUAUGGGAUAUAUUGGAUUUCAGUUCAAAAAUGGAAAGAUAAUUGCUUUAGUUAAAGAUUCUUCAGCUGCUAGAAAUGGACUUUUAACAGAUCAUCAAAUAUUAGAAAUUAAUGGAAAGAAUGUUAUAGGAUUAAAAGACAAAGAAAUCACAGCAGAGAUUGAAAAAGGUGGAAAUAUAAUUACGGUGACGGUUAUUCCAUCGUACAUUUUUGAUCACAUGAUUAAAAAAAUGAACACCAGUUUAUUGAAAACAAUGAUGGAUCAUUCUGUGCCAGAUGUUUAAAAUAGUCUUCAACUUGUAAUUUAGAAAUCGAUUUUAUAUUUUAAUCUUUUGAAGAUAUACAUGUGAUUUUUUGCAUUGCAAUUACCAUACAUAAACCAGGUAUAGUAGUGAGUUUAUAUUUCCAGUACUGGUAAAAGUAAUAUCUUUAAUAAAAGUAAAAAGUAAUAUCUUUAUAAUUAUAUCUAUAUACAGUGAUUCGAUUUUUAACUAAAAAGUUAAUAAAAAUAGUUGGAAUUUUUCAUUGUUUAUCAUAGAUAUAUAUACAAAGAAUACAUAUACAUAUAUAGGUGCAUUUAAAUUUUUUUCAUAUUUACAUAUUAAUAUUUAAUACAUAAAUAUCUAAUGCUUAUUAAUUUUAGUAUUUACAAAUUAUUUGCAAAUCAUUAUUUAUUAUUAUGUAAUUAGAUUCAAGAUGUCAUUGUUGUUGAAGUAAAAAUAUUAUAUCUCUGUUAUUCAUUUAAAAGAAUAGUUCAUAUUUUUCCUUAACAAUUCAAGUUAGAUAAAAAUAUUUUAAACAAUUACGCUUAAUUGUAUAACUUUAUAUUUGCACACAUUUAAGCAAUUUCUACAUUGUAAAGAUUACAUAUCAUUUUGAUUUUAUAUUUUCUUUUAUCUCUGUUUUGAUUACAAUAUUUUAUCAUAUGAAUUUUAUAUAUUGAUAAAUAUUUUAGGUAAAAAUAAAAUAUUUCGUAUCUGCGUAAUUUAUGUGUGCCAAUUCUGCACAAUGUAAAUUAUGUAUUAAGAUAAAAUAUAUAUACAAAUUUUGAAUAAAAUUAUGCUAAAAUUGAAAGUCACGAAUAUAAUAUUUAUAGUUUACCUUAUUUCCUUUAAUAUUCUUAUUGUUUGUUAUUCUUAUUUUACAUUUUUUAACAAGUUUUCUCGUACGAUUACUCUCGAUGUUAACACAUAUAUAUGAUAAGUAUAACGCACGCGCAUUUGAUCUGUUUUAAACAUGGCAGUUUUUGUUUUAUUUCUCGUUUCUGUUAGUCUAGCACAACAGUUAUUAAAGUGAAAUGUAAUUUUAGAUAUUAAUAUGAUGAACGCAGAGUUUAAUUUUCGGAUUAAAGAAUUGUUAUGUAUCCGUAAUACCAUAAGAAAAGUUACCAUCAAUGUCAGUCUAGGUACCGUAAAGUACUAUUAGAUAGUGAGUGAUAUAAAUGCGCUCUGCUAUUAGCGUUAUUUUGUCGAGUCCGGUACCCGACAACAAGAUGUCUCAUCCUGAUUACGAGCAGACUGCUCAUGAUCAUGCAGCAUUGCUUUUACUUUUAAGACCUAUUGGUACACAAAUCAAACAAAAGACUGUUACCAGGUUAUGUGAACGAAUAAUUAAGACAGGCAGUAGAUUCUCUGUGGCCGAUUCUACUGGUGGAACACGUGAAAUUCUUGCUAGAUUCGUUAGGGAACAUCCCGUUGAAAAUAAUGAUUGGGGUGAUUUUCAAACCCACAGAAGAUUAUUAGGAUUAAUUACAUUUGGGAAGUAUGACAAUCAAGUGGAGUUAAAUGAAUUGUGUAGAGUUCACGAAACUUUAAAAGUAAAGUAUAGCGCAACACUGUAUGAUUCACGUGCUAUUCUUUUUGGGCCAGUAGAAUCGAAUAAUGUUCACGAACCUCCAGCAUCAUUUAGCACACCCUCAAACUUCAAAACUAGAGCUGUGUUUUAUAUAGACGAAACAUGUCCUGAUCUAGAGACUCAUGUAAUGGAAUGUCUUAAUUCCUUAUUUUGGAUUUUGGAAUCUAAAAGAUUAGAAAGAUCAAGAGAAAAAAUAGAUAGGGUCUCUCUUUUAUUAGCACCUUUUGAAAAGAAAGAUUUUAUAGGAUUGGACCUUGAAUCAAGAAAUAAUAAAAAGAGAUGUGUAGGUCGAAUGACAAAACAUUUGGGUGAUUUGUGUCUUCAAGCUGGUUUACCAGCAGAUGCUUUGAGCAAUUAUAAUUCUGCAGCCAGUGUAUUACAAGCUGUAAAUGAUUGGUUGUGGCUAGGAGCAGCAUUUGAAGGUUUAUGCGCUGCAUCAGCUUUAGUACUAUAUCCAAAUAUGUGUAGAAGUCUUCCGUUGCAAAGAAAUUCUUCUCUUCAAGAAGGAAGUCCAGGUAAGCAGAGAAGAGGUUCACAAGCUGUGACAAUUUUGCCAUCACCACCAGCUAUAGAAGUGGUAAAGAGUAAUAUGCCACAUAUUUUAUUACCUGAAGAAAUAUCAAAGAAAUAUCGUGAGGCAAUAGUACAUUAUAGCAAAUAUCAGUAUGCUGGAAUAAUUGAAACAGAAGCUAGCUUUAAAGCUACAAGAAUUUCAAUAGAACAAAAUUGUACUUUGCAAGCUGCUUCAUAUUUAAGUAAUGUCAUACUUAUAAACUUGUCACUAAGCGAACAAGAAAAAAUAGAUCGGUUUACUACAUUAUCGGAUUUGUACACAAGUUUUGGUUUUAUAAGAAAAGCAUCCUUUUGCCUAAGAUUUGCUGCAGCAAGACAUGUAUCUCAAAAUAAUCCUAAUCCAGAUUGGCAACAAUGUUAUAAUUUAAUGCUACAAGCUACUUCUGGGUUUAAAUUGUCCUUAGAUCCUGUUGAGAUGUCUCCUGAAAAUCACAGAGGUUGGCCAGUUAUUCAAAUUCAAGUGAUAAAUGAACUUGUUACUGCCGCUAAUCGCAUGGGUAAUCCAGCAUUGUCAACAAGGCACAUGACAUUUUUACUUCAAACAAUGUACAAUUAUUUAACUCCUAGUGAACGAAAAGAAACUGCUUUGCAACUUCAAAACGUGUCUCAACAAUGCGAAGGUGCUCCUGUACCUCUCGUUUUAGAUUCUGGAACAGUUAUACCGCCUGCUAAUUUAACGAAUAUUCCAAAGACCAAGUUAUUUAUUUUAAAAAAUAUGCAACCACAUCUUCAACCUCAAAAGAUUGAGAGAGCUAAAGAAGAUCAUGGUCCAUUUUUAUUUACGCCAAUUAAUUUUGGAUCAUUAGAGAGAAAAAAUAUAUCUAAAAGCAAAGUUGAUUAUUUAUGGGUAGAAGGCGAUAUUUGCGAGGUAUCAAUGCAACUUAUUAAUCCCUUACCGUUUGAACUUCAUGUUUCCAAUAUGAGACUUCUUACAAAUGGCGUGGUAUUCGAAUCAAUUCCCGAAAGCAUUACACUUCCUGCUGAAUCAGGACCAAUUGCAGUAACAUUAGCAGGCAGGCCUAAAGAAGUUGGAGAUUUAGAAAUUCUUGGCUUUAGUACACAUACAUUAGGAGUGAAAUCAAAUUGUAGAUUAAGAUAUAUGGAGGGAAUGGUUCACUCCCAAUAUACUGUCGAAGUAGUUCCAGCUUUGCCGAGAAUAGAAGUAGCUACAAGUUUGCCUCAAACUGCAAGUUUUAGCUCUGGAGAUAAUAUAGUAACUAGUGCAAGUAUAUCAUUAUACGGCGGAGAAAGUGCUGAAUGUACCAUAACAAUUACAAAUAGUGGCCAAGUUCCUAUUGAAACAAUUGAAUUAUCAAUACAGUCAACAUUAGACACAGUAUUGGAAAGUAAAAUAUUUAAAUGGAGUGAUGAAAAUUUAAUGGCACAAUUACCAUUACAAGCUGGUGCUAGUGCCAGCCUUACCUUGUAUUUGUAUGCAGCUACAGAUUUUAUAGCACCUACCUCUCGAAACGAUGUUAGCAGCAGUACAUAUCUCAGUCAACCGAGCAGUUUAAUGUCUCAUUCAGGACACAGUUCGUUACCCUCUAGAUUAAGUUCCCCGUCGCAUACAAAGAGACAAUCCGAAUUAACUUCCUCAUUCAGAUCAGGUUUAAGUUCUCAUUCUGGACGUUCUUCCUUGGCGAGUUCGCGUUUAUCCAAGCUUGCAGUUCCGUUACAUACAUCAAAUGUUGUCGAAGGGCAAUUAAAAAUAAAGUAUUCGGGUGGCGGAGGUCUAACGGCAGGCUACUGUCGUAUCUCGUCAGUUUUUAUUACAAUUGAAAUGUUACCUAGCGUGCAAAUUACAAAUUGGGAUGUGCUUCCAGCAGAAACACCGUCCCAAUUUUACCUCGUGUUAGAUUUAACAAAUAUGACUAAUCAUGAAAUGGAAUUGCAUUACACACAAACUAAAUGUAUAUACAUGGAGGGUAAAGAACCUUGUAGAAUACCUGUACCAGUUGAUCGAUGUCCACUUAAUAAAUUAUCAAUGUUAAACGGAGCAGGUGAUGUCGGAGAGCUUCAGAAAGUUUGUUCGGAACAUAUUGCUUCAUUAGUUGAUUUACGUUGGCAAUUAUUAGGUACAGAAUCGAUCGGUAAAGCAACUCUUUCUGGUAUUACCCUUACUCAAGAUAUGUUGGAUCUUGUUAGAAUGAGUCCCUUACAGUGGGAAAUAAAAAUAAAUGAUGCAGUUGUAAAGGCUCAAGACGAACUUACAUGUAAUUUAGGUGAAUGCGUUAGUGUUGGAAUAGGAAUAUGUAACGCUUUAGAACAUCCAUUGAGCGAUCUUAUGUUAUCUAUCAAUUUUUAUCAAGAUCAUCAUAAUGGUGUAAAUAAUUAUCAAUUAGAAACGAGAUUAUCCAUCGCUGGUGCAAACAAAGUCAUGCUUCCGGCAGAGUAUGGAAGAGUUUAUCACGAAUGUCGUGUAGUAUUUUUUACAACUGGUCAAUAUAAAAUUGAUAUUCAGUGUAGUAGUAAAGAGUCAACUCCAAAUACACCAGUUGUUUGUUCAGAAUUAAUAAACGCUGGACACACGUGGCGUUAUAUACCACCAAUAGAAAUAACUGUUGACGAUUAA